AUGCUCAAAAAGAGGGCUUGCAGAUUUACACCCAGGGUGCUCCAUCCACGGACAGCAGGGUUCGUUGCAGCGUGGGAAGCCUUGCAAGAUGCUGCUAAGGAGCUUCAGUCGAAACCUCCGGUGCUGGUUGAUGUGACCAUGGCAUACGUUGCUCCUGUCUCUGCCAACUUGCCAGAUGAGGACACGUUGGUCAUGGAAUGCAGAGCCUCGGCCAUGGCAGGUCUCCGAUUAGAGAGCCUCAGCUGGAUCUGUUGGCAACAGCAGGCCGAGCACCUCCAGUUCCUCCAGCGCUUCCGAGCUUUGCCAGCGCCCGAAGGGGGAGGAGAGGAGAGCCGCGUUGGAGACAACCUUGGGCAGGAUGUGGAAUUUGCGAAGACAGCGAUGCAACGACUUGACUCGACCGUGACACGGCACUUCUCCUCUCAGCGUUUUGAGCUCGUCAACGAACCGCCAGUUCAGCGCCUGAUCUUCUUGGACCUACGUGCAAGAGAUUGCGAGAGGCAAGGAAUGGCAUUGCUCAUUGGUCGGAACAUAUGCCGGCAAGAUCCCAAGAUCGAAGCAACACGUCAGGCCGGCAGUGCAGCCUCCCCUGGCAAUUUGACACUUGUGUCUGUCGAAUCGCGAGAGGGCUUUGCCGAGAGCAUCGGGGCAAUGUUUCGACUCCGUGGCCGGAAGGCCAAUGCCAUUCCCCCAGUUGCUGCCGCUGGCUCCUUCGACCCGGCUGUGAUGGCGCAUGCUUGCCAAGUCGAAGCUGACGUGCAGAACUUGCCUUCGAGGUGCCUUGGACUGGCAGCGCGGGGCCAUUCGCUGAAAAGUGGUGGCUUUGCGCGCUGGCUCAGUCGCGGACCCAAUUUGCAAUCGCCGCUCUGCUGCGGCUGUGCGGCUGCAGUUUAUGUGACUCAGCAGCGCUCGGAGCUCUUCCUGCUGGGCAUGGGCGGCUUCAACGACAGUUUGCCAACAACCGUUUGGCUUUGCCGAGUCUUUGCAUGCACGAAGUUUUGCAACAAGACUGUGAUUGGAGAAUUGCCGGGAACCGUGCGCGCCAUUUGCGACAUUGCAGAAAGGACCGACCGCUUUGUCCUGCAAAGACAUGAAAGUGUUGCGGUCACUAUCGGAACAGCACCUUCGAUCACGGUCCGCCGGAGCUCUGAGCGCAUUUCGGGCAGCGAGCCUCCUUUUCACCAGCCAUGGACCGGCGAAGGCGCAGACCACAACGUCAUCCCGGCACCGAGAGGCCGGCAGCCGGCAGCCAUCGUGUGCCUCAUGUUUAUAGGCAUGCCGACCCGAUGCAACAUCUCGCAUAAUUUGGUAAUGUACUCGCUGAGGAUGACGCGCAGGGAGAAUGAGAAGGACGGCUGCGGUGCCCACCUGCUCCUUCGGCGGCAUGUUUGCCAUGUUGCAAUGCCACUUUGUCCAGACACGCUGAUGCUUGUUGACGUGAACUCUUCAUGUAUUUGGAGGCCGAUGAGCUUCUGCCUUCCAGAAGACGCGGCGCAAGAUCGGAAAGGAGGGCAGCGCAAAAGUCGCCCUAGCAGCGGCAGUGCCUGCAGCGACGACAGCAUCGCCACCGCCAGCACCUGCCUGCCCGAUGAACGCAUCGCUCAGCUGCGGACAGAGCUCAGCAAGCGCACUGCCAAGCUGGGAGAGUUGGAGACGGAGGCGGCAGAGUUGCGGUCUGCGAAUGACCUCCUGCGCACGGAGUGCCAGCGCAGCAAGUGCAACCUCGACCAGCUGCUGUCUGAGAACGACCUUCUGCGAAAAGAGUGCCACGACAGCAACUGCAAGCUGCAGGUCGAAAUGUCUUUGAGAAAAAUGCAAUGCCGCAAGCUGCGGAUUUCCAACAAGAGGCUGCGGGAGGAGUGCCAAGACACGAAGCAGCACCUCAAAGACGCGGUCGACCUCAACGCCUCCCUGCAGAGCAAGCUUCAGUUGGCCGAGACGAGGUUGAAAGAGAAGAGGCACCUGCCUGGCGGGCCACAUCGGCCCGAUGAUGAUUCGACUUGCGUGCCGGAGGGCGACGACCUAUUCGAGGACUCCGCCAUGUCCGAUGCGACCCCCGGCUCCAGUGGGUCCAGCAGGUCCAGCAGGUCCAGCGAGGACCCUGAGACUGAGACCACGUGCUCUUCAUGCAACACGGAGGCUGCAGCCUGGGAGGAGAAGUAUCGGUCCAUCGAGGCCGCCCUCCACGAAGCGCGCAGCCAGCUGGCGUCGGAGCAGGAGCGCUUCGCCGACCUCGACUCGGAGUUCGGAGAGGCUGCGCCACCUCCCGUCAGCUGGCGUCGGCGAAGAUGCGCUGCGCCGAGCUGGAGUCGGAGUCAAGCGCGCACGAAGCUCAAGCAGAGCAAUUGA
This is a messenger RNA of Symbiodinium natans, 2349 nucleotides long. The record is from the annotation of a GenBank genome assembly. NCBI's taxonomy places the organism in Eukaryota, Dinophyceae, Suessiales, Symbiodiniaceae.